This is a messenger RNA of Camelina sativa (false flax), 582 nucleotides long. RefSeq lists its product as uncharacterized. The record is from RefSeq and is a predicted model, not a curated record. NCBI's taxonomy places the organism in Eukaryota, Viridiplantae, Streptophyta, Magnoliopsida, Brassicales, Brassicaceae.
GCUACCCCUCAUGUUUAAAAUUUCAAUAAGUAUAUAAAUACAUGUCCAUGCGUAGAACUAAGAUAUAAGAAAAUGAAGGGAAACUUGUGGUUGAUUGCUUUGUUUUUGGUUCUCUUAUUGGCAAUUUUCUCGUGUGCAGCUUCAACUCCACCAUACGAAAUCCGCAAGCUUUUGAAUAUAAAAACACCACCUAAUGGUUCAAGGCCCGCACCCCAAUUUCAUUAGCAAGCGUGAAAGAAGAACACUAGAAUUGCCGUCAAUGGGUCGUGGUGGAGAAUAUCACGAGGAGCCCAAAGUGAAGUUCUUCCCGGUCCUGCUGUUCAAAACUGGGAUGUUUUACGGUUGGUAAUACUUUCUCUUUGGGCCGGGUCAAAUGUAUGUUGGAUUGGAGACUGAAUUCGGAUUUAAAACCGGUUACCAGCUUACUAAACAAAAACCGACAUUUCAUUUUUGUUUUUGUUUUUGUCCGACAUUUCUCAGUUGAGUAUAUUGAAUUGUGUAAAUGUUAAUAAAUCAUGAUUGUAAAUCGAAAAUGUCAAAAGUGUGUAGAGUCCCGUUCCAAAGCAUAAACUCGGUAGGGAU